UUGUAAUUCCGAAAAAUUAACUGAAACUUGCUGAAAUCCACACAAAUGAGUGCUACAAGCCGUAAAGGCCCGGUUUUCGACCCGGGCCUGUGCCGUUGUUGCGGCGCGCUGAAGAAAUGUCGCCUGUUGAACCACGAAUACGAAUGGCAAGGAAAGAAAGAAGUGUACUCAGAUAUGUUCGUGGAUUGCUUUGGUUUAAUGCUUUCACACCUUGAUGGCUCCGAGCUGGAGCGCCUGAUCUGUGCCACCUGCGUGCUGAGACUGCGGGACGCCAGUGCGUUCCGCGGGCAGGUGCUGCGCUGCGAGGAGACACUGCUUCAGGCUAGCAUACAUGUGCACGGAGACAAUGGUCUUCCGGAGGUGAAGCAGGAGCCCGGACUGAAGCUAGAGAGGCCCGGGGAGGUACCCGUGGUACCCGAGGCCCCGGAUGAUGUCAUGGACCCCCACUAUGUGGAUGAUGGUGUUGGUGACGAUGUAGACGUCACAGUGGCGAAGCCAAAGAAAUCACUGAAGAAGGAAAAGAAGAAAGUGAAGCGGCGAGAGCAGCGCGGCAAGCGCGAGCUCAUGGAGAAGAUGAGGAGGACUGGGGAGAGGCUGAGGAGACUGGCGAAGAUCGGUAAAUAUAACGAUAAGAAGGUGAAAGUGAAGCGGCGAGAGCAGCGCGGCAAGCGCGAGCUCAUGGAGAAGAUGAGGAGGACUGGGGAGAGGCUGAGGAGAUUGGAGAAGAUCGGUAAAUAUCACGAUAAGAAGGGGAAAGUGAAGCGGCGAGAGCAGCGCGGCAAGCGCGAGCUCAUGGAGAGGAUGAGGAGGACUGGGGAGAGGCUGAGGAGACUGGCGAAGAUCGGUAAAUAUAACGAUAAGAAGGGGAAAGUGAAGCGGCGAGAGCAGCGCGGCAAGCGCGAGCUCAUGGAGAGGAUGAGGAGGACUGGGGAGAGGCUGAGGAGACUGGCGAAGAUCGGUAAAUAUAACGAUAAGAAGGUGAAAGUGAAGCGGCGAGAGCAGCGCGGCAAGCGCGAGCUCAUGGAGAAGAUGAGGAGGACUGGGGAGAGGCUGAGGAGACUGGCGAAGAUCGGUAAAUAUAACGAUAAGAAGGUGAAAGUGAAGCGGCGAGAGCAGCGCGGCAAGCGCGAGCUCAUGGAGAAGAUGAGGAGGACUGGGGAGAGGCUGAGGAGAUUGGAGAAGAUCGGUAAAUAUCACGAUAAGAAGGGGAAAGUGAAGCGGCGAGAGCAGCGCGGCAAGCGCGAGCUCAUGGAGAGGAUGAGGAGGACUGGGGAGAGGCUGAGGAGACUGGCGAAGAUCGGUAAAUAUAACGAUAAGAAGGGGAAAGUGAAGCGGCGAGAGCAGCGCGGCAAGCGCGAGCUCAUGGAGAGGAUGAGGAGGACUGGGGAGAGGCUGAGGAGACUGGCGAAGAUCGGUAAAUAUAACGAUAAGAAGGUGAAAGUGAAGCGGCGAGAGCAGCGCGGCAAGCUCGAGCUCAUGGAGAAGAUGAGGAGGACUGGGGAGAGGCUGAGGAGACUGGAGAAGAUCGGUAAAUAUAACGAUAAGAAGGUGAAAGUGAAGCGGCGAGAGCAGCGCGGCAAGCGCGAGCUCAUGGAGAAGAUGAGGAGGACUGGGGAGAGGCUGAGGAGAUUGGAGAAGAUCGAAAUGCAACCGGCGGUGAAGAGGCGAGUGGUGGACGCGGACUACAAGGCGUACAGAGAGUGUGUGACGCUAGUGGAGAGCUCGUACGCGUGCCCGUUCGACACGUCGUUCAGCGACUACUACUGUACAUAUCUAAUCCAACCGGCGGUGGAGAGGCGAGUGGUGGACGCGGACUACAAGGCGUACAGAGAGUGUGUGACGCUAGUGGAGAGCUCGUACGCGUGCCCGUUCGACACGUCCAUUUUUUUCCAGGUUUUCACGGACCCUGACAAGCUACGCGAGCACACUCUAACCCACGACCCAUCCGCCUACAAAGACAUCGUGACAGCUGUCAAAAAGCUCCCCCAAAUCGACGUCCACCGCAUAGACUGUCGCCUCUGCCCUGUCAAAAUUAACACCCUUGACAGUUUCAAAGAUCACCUCAACAACGCACACGGAACGACAUUCCACCCCAACCCUAGCGAUUUCCUAACUUACAAACUAACUUUAACUAACCUAACUUGUCUAGAAUGUGAUCAGUCUUUCGGAUUCUUCCACGCCCUAAGAAAGCACAUGGCUGAACACUUCGGCACGUGUAUUUGCGACGUUUGCGGCGCGCAUUACUUCGAAGAGCGCAUGUUGGUAUUACACCAAAAAACACACCAGAGAAUCGACGAAAAUUUCCCAUGUAAAGAUUGCGGGAAGAACUUUAAAUCAAAACACAGUAGGUAUUUACACGAAGCGCGGACACAUAAAAAGGAACCGGCGUACCAGUGUGUUAAAUGCGAUGCUGUGUUAUUUUCUUACACUUUAAGGUAUCGUCAUAUGAUCGAGGUGCAUGGCGAAGAGAGGCUUUUUCCUUGCGAACAUUGCGAUAGAGCAUACGACAGUAGAAAAUCGCUUCGGGAACAUAAUAGGCGGUCGCAUUUAAAAAUAUUUAAACACCAAUGCGAUUUGUGCGAUAAAAGAUUCUACCUACCCUCAAGGCUUAAAGAGCAUAUGGCAACGCAUACUGGGGAAAGGAACUAUAGGUGUGAGUAUUGUGGGAAGAGUUAUCCGAGACUUAGAGGCUUGAAAGUUCAUAUGCAGUCGCAUGGUGCCGAGAAAAAGUUUAGAUGCACGCUGUGUGGGGCGGCCUUUACGCAGAAUGUUAAUUUGAGGAAUCACGUUAAGAGACAGCAUCAGAGUCUAGAUUUGGAUGAGUUUCACGAUUAAUUCGAAUAUACAG
This is a messenger RNA of Cydia amplana, 2848 nucleotides long. Its product is annotated as zinc finger protein 208-like. Lineage: Eukaryota; Metazoa; Arthropoda; Insecta; Lepidoptera; Tortricidae. Gene Ontology annotation, cellular component: nucleus. The transcript is spliced from 16 exons. The coding region runs from base 46 to 2835 and encodes 929 amino acids. Gene Ontology annotation, molecular function: zinc ion binding. The record is from RefSeq and is a predicted model, not a curated record. Gene Ontology annotation, biological process: regulation of gene expression.